Messenger RNA from Penicillium canescens, 1542 nucleotides. RefSeq names its product FAD-binding oxidoreductase. Bases 1 to 1542 code for a protein of 513 amino acids. Gene Ontology annotation, molecular function: FAD binding. The record is from RefSeq and is a predicted model, not a curated record. NCBI's taxonomy places the organism in Eukaryota, Fungi, Ascomycota, Eurotiomycetes, Eurotiales, Aspergillaceae. The transcript has 4 exons.
AUGCAUCUUGUAUUUCCUAUUGCUGGAUUAUCCCUUUCGGGCCUGGCAUAUGCCGGCUCGAGUUCCAGCGCGAGUGCCUCAACCACUCUGGCUAGUUCCAUCGGGACCUCUUCUAGCACUCUUGAAAUUCCCAAUGGCGUUUCGUGUGCUUGCGCAAAGCUUGGUCAUUCUAUGCCUAAGCGCAUGAUCUUCCCAGGCUCUACAGACUAUGUCAUUGAGACGAUCGACAAGUUUUGGGAUGUUCGCGCUGACCUUUCACCGGCUUGUGUUGUGGUACCCAAUACCGCCAGUGAGGUUUCGCAGGCUGUUAAAAUCAUUGGUUCCUGCAAUGCACAAUUUGCUGUUCGGGGUGGAGGUCAUAUGAAUUACCCCGGGGCGAACAACAUCGACGCUGGUGUUCUUAUUGCCCUGUCAAAUCUGAACUCUGUCAAGGUGAAGAGAGAUACGGUAGACGUGGGUCCCGGUCUCACCUGGUACGACGUGUACUCAGCACUCGAGCCCUAUGGCCGCGUUUGCAUCGGAGGCCGUAUGAAAACAAUCGGGGUUCCUGGUCUUACUUUGAUCGGUGGCUUCCACUACUUCAACAACAAGUACGGAUACGCCAUGGACAAUGUUGUUAACUACGACAUUAUUCUCGGAAAUGGCACCCAGAUCACCACCAACAAGACCUCCCACAGUGACCUCUUCUGGGCUUUAAAAGGCGGUGCGAAUAACUUCGGUAUCGUUACGCGAUUUGAACUGAAGACCUUUAAUGUGCCAAAGGUUAGCACCACUAUCCAGAUCUUCAAUGAAACCCAUAUCCCUGAAUAUCUCGCCGCUGUUUGUGAGGCUGCCAAGUUGAACGAAGAGGACCCGACCGCCGCGGGGAUGAUUGCUACCAUCUCAUACAAUACAACCACCAAGAUAGCUCAAGGCACUCUCCUGGGUGUUCAGGAGGGUAUCAGCAACCCCCCUACCGAAUUCGCCAACUUCACAAAGGUCCCUGCCAUUCAACGCAUCCACAAUGUUACCACGAUCAAGCCUUGGGCCAACCAACUUGACUCUCCAAAGCAAAUGUUCCGGGUUCAAUUCUCUCACAAGACCAUGAAGCCCGAUGCAGAUGCCCUGUACUCGAUCUUCCAAGCUUGGAAGGAUGCAGUGGAUCAAGUCGCGGAUGUCGAGGGUCUUUAUCCUACCUUCGUCACCAAUGUCAUUUCCCCCACCUCUGUCCGUGUGGCCAAGACCAAUGGUGUUGGUAAUGUCUGGGGACUUGAAGAAGAGCCUCUGAUCAUUUGGCAAUUCAGCACUGGCUGGGCCCUCGCUCAGGAUGAUCUCCGUAUGGAAGCUUGGUCUCGUCAACUGAGCGAACACCUCCACGUUAUUAACCAAGAAAAGGGCAUUGCUUCCGAAUUUGUCUAUAUGGGAGACGCUGGUGAAUGGCAGGAUCCCUAUGCUGGUUUCCCCAAGGAGAAUGUCGCUCGUAUGAGGACGGUCAGAUCGGCAUACGAUCCUAAAGGAGUGUUCUCCAGACUCAACUGGGGUGGUUUCAAGCUAGGGCUGUAA